GGAUAUUGAUUGUAAUGGUGCCAAAUAUAAAGAAAUUUGUAAUGGUGCUGAUAACAAAGUAGCUUGUAACAGUGCUGAUAAUGAUGUAGCUUAUAGUGAUGCUAAAGAUAGAAUAAUAUAUAAUGGCACUAAAGGUAAAGAUACUUGUAUUGUUAAAGAUAAAGAACUUUGUAAUGAUAAUAAUGAUAAAGAUUCUUGUAAUAAUUAUAAAGAUAAUGUUGAAGGUGAUGUUAAAGAUGGUAUUAGAGAUCAUUUUUUUUUGACUGAUGUUUAUAUGCGAAUAUUGGAUGU
Messenger RNA from Racocetra fulgida, 291 nucleotides. The record is from the annotation of a GenBank genome assembly. NCBI's taxonomy places the organism in Eukaryota, Fungi, Glomeromycota, Glomeromycetes, Diversisporales, Gigasporaceae.